AUGGGAUUCGAAAACGUGGUCAAAUGUCUGUGUGAGCAUGUCGACGUGCGAAAGACAAAUUUGGUCAGAGCCAAGGAAGGGCGCGGCCUUACGGCCCUGCACCUCGCAGCACUCAGCAAACAUUACGAGGUGGCUAGCAUUCUCAUCAAGCAUGGUGUUCCUAUCAACCUUUUGCAAGGAACCUUCGCCUGGUCAGCCUUGCACUGCGCUGCGGAAAGUGGCAACGCUGCUACGGUGCGGCUUCUUCUCAAUCAGGGUGCUGAUCUUUGGAGUGAGGACAUUGUCGGCUGGACACCCCUACAUCUUGCGGCCAUGGGCGGACACAGUGCAGUGGUCCGCCUGCUUCUGCAGAAUGGA
Molecule: messenger RNA, 357 nt
Organism: Cryphonectria parasitica EP155
Lineage: Eukaryota; Fungi; Ascomycota; Sordariomycetes; Diaporthales; Cryphonectriaceae
Product: ankyrin
Exons: 1
Molecular function (GO): protein binding
Source: RefSeq, a predicted model, not a curated record